AUGAUGGGCUCUGAGCCCCGGGCUGCGGGGAGGCGGCGUCGGCGUCUCCACAGCGGCUGCGGUGCGGCUGGCCACGGUAGUGGGAGUUGCGACUCCUUUUCCGCCACGGUGUCUUUGGCCGGGUGCUGCUCUGCUCCCCGGCGAGCUCCUCUUUGGACUUGUCUCCUACUCUGCGCCGCACUCCGGACCCUCCUAGCCAGCCCGAGCAAUGAAGUGAAUUUGCUAGACUCACGCACAGUAAUGGGGGAUCUGGGAUGGAUUGCUUACCCAAAAAAUGGGUGGGAAGAGAUUGGAGAAGUUGAUGAGAAUUAUGCCCCAAUACACACCUAUCAAGUAUGCAAAGUUAUGGAACAAAGUCAGAAUAACUGGCUUCUGACCAGUUGGAUCUCCAAUGAAGGUGCUUCCAGAAUAUUCAUAGAACUCAAAUUUACUCUGAGGGACUGUAAUAGCCUUCCAGGAGGACUUGGGACAUGCAAGGAGACUUUUAAUAUGUAUUACUUUGAAUCUGAUGAUGAGAAUGGGCGUAAUAUCAAAGAAAACCAGUAUAUCAAGAUAGAUACAAUUGCUGCAGAUGAAAGUUUUACUGAACUGGACCUUGGUGACCGAGUCAUGAAACUUAAUACAGAAGUCAGAGAUGUUGGGCCUUUGACCAAAAAGGGAUUUUAUCUUGCUUUCCAAGAUGUGGGUGCCUGCAUUGCUCUAGUAUCAGUGCGUGUGUACUACAAGAAGUGUCCUUCUGUGGUUCGAAAUUUGGCACUCUUUCCAGACACAAUCACUGGAGCAGAUUCUUCUCAAUUGCUGGAAGUGUCAGGUUCCUGUGUCAAUCACUCUGUGACUGAUGAACCACCCAAGAUGCAUUGCAGUGCUGAAGGAGAAUGGUUGGUUCCAAUUGGGAAAUGCAUGUGCAAAGCAGGGUAUGAGGAGAAAAAUGGCACCUGUCAAGUGUGCAAACCUGGAUUCUUCAAAGCCUCACCUCAGAGCCAGAGCUGCAGCAAGUGUCCACCUCACAGUUAUACCCAUGAAGAAGCUUCGACCUCUUGUAUCUGUGAAAAGGACUAUUUCAGGAGGGAGUCUGACCCACCUUCAAUGGCAUGUACAAGACCCCCCUCAGCUCCUCGGAAUGCCAUCUCAAAUGUUAACGAAACUAGUGUCUUUCUGGAAUGGAUUCCUCCUGCUGACACUGGUGGAAGGAAAGAUGUGUCAUAUUAUAUUGCAUGCAAGAAGUGCAACUCCCAUGCAGGUGUGUGUGAGGAGUGUGGCGGUCAUGUCAGGUACCUCCCCCGUCAAAUCGGCCUGAAAAACACCUCUGUCAUGAUGGUGGAUCUCCUCGCUCACACAAACUAUACCUUUGAGAUUGAGGCAGUGAAUGGAGUAUCCGACUUGAGCCCAGGAACCCGGCAGUAUGUGUCUGUAAAUGUAACCACAAAUCAAGCAGCACCUUCUCCAGUCACUAAUGUGAAAAAAGGAAAGAUUGCAAAAAAUAGCAUCUCUUUGUCUUGGCAAGAGCCAGAUCGUCCCAACGGAAUUAUCCUGGAGUAUGAAAUCAAAUAUUUUGAAAAGGAUCAAGAGACCAGCUACACAAUUAUCAAAUCUAAAGAGACAGCUAUUACUGCAGAUGGUUUGAAACCAGCUUCGGUAUAUGUCUUCCAAAUCAGAGCGCGCACAGCAGCAGGCUAUGGUGUCUUCAGUCGAAGAUUUGAGUUUGAAACCAUCCCAGUGUCAGUAGCAGCCUCUAGUGAUCAAAGCCAGAUUCCUAUAAUUGCUGUAUCUGUUACAGUGGGAGUCAUUUUGCUGGCUGUGGUUAUUGGAUUCCUCCUCAGUGGAAGUUGCUGUGAAUGUGGCUGUGACAGGGCUUCUUCCCUGUGCGCUGUUGCCCAUCCAAGCCUAAUAUGGAGGUGUGGCUACAGCAAAGCAAAACAAGACCCAGAAGAGGAAAAAAUGCAUUUUCAUAAUGGGCACAUUAAACUUCCAGGAGUAAGAACUUAUAUUGAUCCACAUACCUAUGAGGACCCUAAUCAGGCUGUCCAUGAAUUUGCCAAGGAAAUAGAAGCUCCAUGCAUUACCAUUGAAAGAGUUAUUGGAGCAGGUGAAUUUGGUGAAGUCUGCAGUGGACGUCUAAAAUUACCAGGAAAAAGAGAAUUUCCUGUGGCUAUCAAAACUCUUAAAGUGGGUUAUACUGAGAAACAACGGAGAGAUUUCCUCGGGGAAGCAAGUAUCAUGGGGCAGUUUGAUCAUCCCAACAUCAUCCAUUUGGAAGGCGUUGUGACCAAAAGUAAGCCAGUAAUGAUAGUGACAGAAUAUAUGGAGAAUGGCUCUUUAGAUACAUUUUUAAAGAAAAAUGAUGGGCAAUUUACUGUAAUUCAGCUAGUAGGAAUGCUGAGGGGCAUUGCCUCUGGAAUGAAGUACCUUUCUGACAUGGGCUAUGUGCAUAGGGAUCUUGCAGCCAGAAACAUCUUAAUCAACAGUAACCUGGUAUGCAAAGUGUCUGAUUUUGGACUUUCCAGAGUACUAGAAGAUGACCCUGAAGCAGCAUAUACUACACGGGGAGGAAAAAUCCCGAUCAGAUGGACUGCACCUGAAGCCAUUGCUUUCCGCAAGUUCACUUCUGCCAGUGAUGUUUGGAGUUAUGGAAUUGUGAUGUGGGAAGUGGUUUCCUAUGGAGAGAGACCAUACUGGGAAAUGACCAAUCAGGAUGUGAUCAAAGCUGUUGAAGAAGGAUACCGUCUGCCAAGUCCCAUGGACUGUCCUGCUGCUCUGUACCAGUUAAUGCUGGAUUGCUGGCAGAAAGACCGAAACAGCAGACCCAAGUUUGAUGAAAUUGUCAGCAUGUUGGACAAGCUCAUUCGUAACCCAAGCAGCUUGAAGACACUGGUUAAUGCAUCAAGCAGAGUAUCAAACCUGUUGGUGGAACAUGGUCCACUAGGAACUGGGGCCUACAGAUCAGUGGGCGAAUGGCUGGAAGCCAUCAAAAUGGGACGAUAUACAGAGAUUUUCAUGGAAAAUGGAUACAGUUCAAUGGAUGCUGUGGCUCAGGUGACCUUGGAGGAUUUGAGACGACUGGGAGUGACUCUUGUCGGUCACCAGAAGAAGAUAAUGAACAGCCUUCAAGAAAUGAAGGUCCAGCUGGUAAAUGGAAUGGUGCCAUUAUAA
Molecule: messenger RNA, 3150 nt
Organism: Vombatus ursinus (common wombat)
Lineage: Eukaryota; Metazoa; Chordata; Mammalia; Diprotodontia; Vombatidae
Gene: EPHA5
Product: EPH receptor A5
Exons: 18
Coding region: 1-3150 (1049 amino acids)
Biological process (GO): axon guidance; cell surface receptor protein tyrosine kinase signaling pathway; protein phosphorylation
Cellular component (GO): neuron projection; plasma membrane
Molecular function (GO): ATP binding; protein binding; transmembrane-ephrin receptor activity
Source: RefSeq, a predicted model, not a curated record